Heterobilharzia americana is the source of this 1308-nucleotide messenger RNA. NCBI's taxonomy places the organism in Eukaryota, Metazoa, Platyhelminthes, Trematoda, Strigeidida, Schistosomatidae. The record is from the annotation of a GenBank genome assembly.
AUGCUAUCCACUAUGUACCGAUCCGGUUUACUAAUCUUAUCACCUCAUGUGCAUCCCCAAAAAUUGUCGUCCUUAUUGAAGUAUGCCAAGAAUGUGGUGAAUGAGAAGCUAUUUUUAGCGGUUCCACAUAGUCCGUUGAAUUUUAUCUAUUGGAAAAAGACAGUUACAUUGUGUUACACAGUUGCUUAUAAGGUUUGCCCAUCGUUAGACGUUUGCCUUCUACUUCCCAAAACGUUGUACUUAAAACCCUCAGUAAAUGAGAGAAACCGAGUAUCAAGUUCCUUCUGGGUUUUAUUGUCUGAUCUCGGAUGGUUUCAAAACUCAGUUGUCUUAAUCAGUUGGCGCAUAACUUGUUGGAUUGGGAUUCGUAUUUCUGAUCAAAUGGGUUGCCAAUUUGUCCGUUUGGUGUGGAAUACAAAAAAUUAUUCUAUUUUCUCCAUAACUGAUAUUAGCUAUGCUCAAAAGCUUGCUAAAAAGGUGAAUGUUUAUUGUUUCAUUCUGACGGAACCUCGGGCACAUCAAGCAAAGGCUUAUCAUAUUCAAACAACUUGGGCUAGGAGAUGUACUCGGUAUAAUUUUGUCAGUUCAAAGGAAGAAAGGCUACUGAAGAUGCUCGCUGUUAACAGGACGCGUGGUUAUAACAAACAUUCAUGGGUUUCAAUGCGUGAAAAUCUUCGUGCAUUAUAUACUCAAACUUAUAAAGCAGCCUAUUUUUUAAAAGCUGAUGAUACAACAUACAUAAUUAUGGAGAAUUUGAGAAAUGCUCUAGAACACAUGAAUCCUCGCAAACCAUUCAUCAUGGGCCAUAUUCGUGAGAUCCAACCACAUGAACUCAGUUUGUCUGGUAGCUUUGGUUACGUAAUAUCACAAGCUGCUCUUGAGCUCAUCAUCCGUAAGGGUUUAGAUCAAUUAACUGAAUGUGGACCAAUUCAACAUGUUCGUGAGGAUGUUCAAAUAUCUGUAUGCGCAAAGGCAUUGGGUAUUGAACUAAAAGAUAGCAUUGAUAUGUUUGGGAACUCACGAUUCGGUAACAUCUCUAUUAAAAAUCUGUUUGGUCCAUUUAACAACGGAACACCACGAUGGAAUCCAAUCGAAGCAGAUUACACACAACCAGUGUAUGAUUUAAAGAAACUUCCAGCAAGCCCGUUACUCAUCAGUUUCGGUGGUUUGGAUCCCAUCAAAAUGUACAUUUUAGAGUACCUUAUCUAUCAUCUUAGACCAAUUGGAAUAACUCAUAGAAUUCUACAAGAAAUUCCCUAUUCAUCAAUUAAGAAGCAUAACAAUAAUCCAGUGCAUGCUACAUAUUAA